Molecule: messenger RNA, 444 nt
Organism: Oppiella nova
Lineage: Eukaryota; Metazoa; Arthropoda; Arachnida; Sarcoptiformes; Oppiidae
Source: the annotation of a GenBank genome assembly
AUGUCUGCCAUAAGUGAAGAUCAGAUCCAAGAAUAUAAGGAGACGUUCGGUAUAUUCGACUCGAAAGGGGACGGUAUGGUGAGCGUUGGACAGGUGGGUGACGUGAUCCGAGCCCUGGGCCAGAAUCCCACCGAAGCGGACAUCAAGAAGUGUUGCGAAAUAUACAAACCCGAGGAUCGGAUCAGUUUCGAGACAUUUAUGCCAAUCAUGCAAACGAUUGUCAAGAAUCGGAAGAAAUAUUCAGUCGACGAGUUUGUCGAAGGGCUCCGACAUUUCGAUAACGACGGCUCCGGCUAUAUAUCCUCCGCCGAGUUGAGACACCUGUUGACCGCUUUGGGCGAGAAGUUGACGGAAGAAGAAGUGGAACAGAUUCUGGUGGGGAUGGAGGACGAGGAGGGACGGGUCAACUACGAGUACUUCGUCAAACAGAUUAUGUUAGGCUGA